AUGGCAGGAAUGGAGAUCCGCAUUGACUCAGUUGAAGGGCAGGCAACUCCCAAAGACACAUUCGUCUCUAUGCGUGUUGGAGAUUACCAGAAGCAGUCCCGCUUUGGUUCUGCCAAGACCUAUCGUUUCCCUCAGAUGGAAGACGAGCAUCGCUUCGCACGUAUUGAGGUCUUUCAUCGCAUUGGCCACUUGACUGUGAACCUGGACAACCUUCCGGCGAAUGAACCUGUGGAGGUGCCGGUGGAUUUGCCUGAACUGAAGCUGUUGCCGAUGAAGCUUGCUAUUCUCAGUGACACUGUGGAACCAAAGACUGACCAGAAGGCGAAGCAGCAAAAGGCGAAGAACAAGGUUGAUGCCGCCCAAAAGUACUUGGCGGAGCAUCACGUCGAAGAAGUGAUUGCUGAUGCAAUCCGUGAGGUCAUUCAUGAGAAGCCAAGUGAUCCGCAUGCCUUCCUCUCUGCACAGAUUUUGAAGCACGCUGCAAAGAAGCAAGCGGAGAUGCAAGCGGAGAUGCUUGAGCUGCCCAUGACCGAUAACAUGGUCAUCGCAAAUGAUCUGGUGGACCACUCGGCGCCCAAACUUGCAGCGCCUCUGAGCCCGGCCGAGGUCCCGUUCAGGCAGUACUACAACGAUCACAUCCGUUCUCUUGAUGCGAAGCAAAUGGAGAACUUGUACGCAAAGUUCGCAACCACACCAAAAGCUGGAUUGCCGCCCAAGAGUGCGGCCCCAGCUGCCCCAGCUGCCCCAGCGCCGGUCGUUGAGUUGCUUCCGUUCAGGAACUACUACGCGCUGAACGUGCGCCCCUUGAACUCGGAUGCCAUGCAGAAGCUCUACUCCAAGUUCCCUUCCCAGCCCAAACCUGCUCCAAAGCAGACACAGGCAGUUGCUGCCCCAGCAGAGGUCGUGCCAUUUGCAAAGCGACCCUCUGUUGGCACAUGGCUGAGCAGCGCACCCAAGAAAGUCAAGAAUGAGGCUGGGCAAGCUGUGAUGUCUUGCAAAAACAGGCAACGAGGUCUUCGCAAGAAUUUCACUGAUCCCAAGGCACCCGCCGUCAAGGAAGCACCAAAAGCUGCGACCAAGCCCGUGGUGCCCGUGGUGGCCGUGGUGGCCAUGACACCUUUCCGGGACUACUACCUCUCCAAUGUGCGCUCCUUGCCGGGAAUGGAGAAAAUCUACGCAAAGUUCCCUGCGCAGCCAAAACCGGCAUCGAAACCAGCAGCUGCUGCUUCCGAAGUCGCAACAGAGGUGGUGCCGUUUGCCAAGCGUCCAUCCGUCGGAACUUGGUUGAGCCCGGCACCAAAGAAGCUUGGAGGUGAGCAGAAGGCCGAGAAAAGUUCCGAGCCAGAAGCUGCCAAGCCAGUGAAAGAGACGCCAGCAGCCCCGGUCGUGCAACUGCUUCCAUUCAGGUUUGCCAAGCGUCCAUCCGUCGGAACUUGGUUGAGCCCGGCACCAAAGAAGCUUGGAGGUGAGCAGAAGGCCGAGAAAAGUUCCGAGCCAGAAGCUGCCAAGCCAGUGAAAGAGACGCCAGCAGCCCCGGUCGUGCAACUGCUUCCAUUCAGGGAUUACUAUGCAGCGCAAGUGCGCUCCUUGCCGGGAAUGGAGAAAAUCUACGCAAAGUUCCCUGCGCAGCCAAAACCAGUGUCCAAGCCGAAAGACACUGUUGCAGCACCGGCCAGCUCCGAAACCAAGACCACGCUGUUUCAGCACAAACCAUCAGUUGCCACCUGGCUGAAUGCAGUCCCACUGCGAAAGGCGGCUCCAGUGCCUCCCAGCAUUCUCGACCGCUCUCACAGCCGGAUCGUGGCCAUGGGGAAGGAGGAAAUCGUUGAGGCAGUUGUCAAGGAGAUUAGGCAGAAGGAACAGGCAUUCGAGUGUCAGAUCAAGAAGAAGGAGGAGGAGUUUGCUUCUGAGUUGCAGAGGAAGGACGAGGAGAUCGCAAGAUUGAAAGCUUUGCUUUCCAAGUGA
Messenger RNA from Cladocopium goreaui, 1965 nucleotides. NCBI's taxonomy places the organism in Eukaryota, Dinophyceae, Suessiales, Symbiodiniaceae. The record is from the annotation of a GenBank genome assembly.